AUGGUCAAGGUAAAGCGUGAAGGUCGAAAAGCCAAACGGACGACCGUACCGCCUCGUGCGUCCGAGGUCGACGCUGCCAAGCGAGAGCGAUCGCUGCGCGCCUGCACCCGGUGUCGUGCGCGAAAGCAAAGGUGCGACAAUGGCCUGCCUCACUGUAGCAACUGCAUCAAGGGCGGCGUAGCAUGCGAAGCCUUCCCCAUCAAUGUCGUCUCGCGAGAGAAUCUGCUACAACUAUACGAUCAGCUGCAGGACAGCACACGCCGCAAUAGUGUGCUGCAGGAAGAGCUCGAUGUGGUUCGGCUGGUGAAUCACGACCCGCUCAGUCAGUUUAGCGUCUUGGUCGCUCAUCGGGCCUCGAACAAUCAUGCGGGCGAACAGGCGAUUUGGACGGAGCAAGAACUCAAGCAUGAAGGGAAUGUCGCAUAUACGCACAAUCAGCGACGGGAGAGGCCGGCCUCGCCUGCUCUCACUACAAAGGACAAGAGGAAGAACGCAGCGCCGCUUUCUCGAUCGAGCGGCCAGCAAGCGCCCGCAGUGCCCGCUCUCGAGGGCUUUAUGGAGCUCCUUGGAAGUUGUUUCCCUGCCGUCGCCCCUGCCGUGUGCUUGGCGGUGAACAGUGUCACCACGGGUCGAACGCAUGAAUGCGCGAACAAUGUCGCGGUUAUGGCCUCUCUCCCCAUGCAGGAGCUGUACUCGAUUCUCGCCAUGAGAUCAGGGCUUGCGGGACAAGCUGCGAUCAAAGCUCCAACUAGCCGUAUGGAGGCGUCGGUCAAAGAAACCGCCGGCAUGUUUUUUGCUGCCGCCGACAUGACGCGGGUGGCGGCGAUCAUGCUCUGGACGCUUCUGGCGCUUGUCAAGCGUCGUGUCGAGGACCUCUUGCGACUCGACAAGGUGCUGACCGGCUUUAUGAAGGUCUGGCAGACCAGAGCGGCAUCUGAGGCCUCUGCUUUCCUCUGCGAUGCCAUGACCAUCUUCUACCGAGCUUAUAGCUGGAUUCAUCUGCAGACGGCGAUCAUGGGAGGCAGUCUGCAGAUCGAAGUCUCGAGCGUGAUUAGUCUGGACACCAUGGACGCAUCGCGAUGCAAGCUGGAGAUGCGUUCUUUCGCAUCCUCAUUCCAGGUCGAGGUGGCUCGGCUCGAGUACCAGACGCUGUGCCUCUUCUCGAUGCCCACUGGCUGCCUCACGGACAUGCAGCACGCCGAGGCGGUGUGGGCGCUGCUCACUACGCUCAAGCAGCUGUCGGACGUGUUGGAGCAGUGCACCCUCUUGCUGGGUGCGGGCUUCGACUCGGCGACGCGCGAACAGGAUGGCCUGCUGCGAGCCAAGCUGGCUGUGCAGCUCUACGGCGUGUUUCCGCGUCUGCUGGCGCGCCACAAUGCAGACAGGCGUCUGUGGCGCUGGCUCGCCAAUGCCGGCCCGCUCGCGGCGACGGCGCUGUCGCUGUAUCACUUUGCAUGGGUGCAGUUCGGAUGGCUCGGCGACCACGCACUCGACGCAGCGGUGCUGGCGGAUCUCUUGGCGGCAUUUGCGUGGAUCCAUCAGCAGCAAGCGCUGCACAACGCCUCGCGCCCGGACUGGGCCAAGACAGUCGAGGCUGCGAUCGAGCUUGGCGAGCACAGUCUGGCUCGAUGGCCGCAUCUGAGCGGCACGCUGACAGCGACGCUGCACGAGCUGCGCGCCGUUCGCGAGUACGCCGCGUUCGGUGCACCGCUGUGGCCUCCCGUGCCGGCGUUCAGUGCGUCGAGCCCGGCGCAGACGUCGUCGAUCCGCACGCCCACGGGCAGCGAGGUGGCGCUGCACCCGGCGGGAUGGCUCCAUUGGGCGUCCGACGAUGCCAACGCCUCGCUCGCCGCCCAGAUGGCCGCCGACAAUCCGUGGUGCGAGCCAGAGCUCCAUUCCGCACCCCUGCGCGACGAACUCCGCACAGCCCCCGUCCUCGUCUACAUGGACGAAGCCAACCGCGCCUCGUAA
Messenger RNA from Moesziomyces aphidis, 1971 nucleotides. The record is from the annotation of a GenBank genome assembly. NCBI's taxonomy places the organism in Eukaryota, Fungi, Basidiomycota, Ustilaginomycetes, Ustilaginales, Ustilaginaceae.